ACGCGCAGCGGAGGCACCCACUGACGCACAAACAAACGCGCAGGCGAGGCGAGGCGGAGGAGGCCGCACCGCAGGCACACACGCAAGAAACAAACGGCGCCUCCUCCUCUUCUCCAGGUCGUCCAGGCUCAAAAAGGUCCAGGCGAAAGCGGAGGAGGAGCGGGAGCUGAAGCGGUUACGCCCUCCGACUCCGUCAACUGGCAUCACACGAGCGAGCAAGAUGGGUGGCUUCGUGGACCCCUUCGUUCCAGCGCCGGCGUGGCCUCAGGACAUGGUGUUCACUGGCACAUCCUGGUCAGGCAGCGCUUCCUCUCUUGCUGACUCAGCAGGGACAUACUUGGCAGCUGCACCAGAUGAAGACACAGAGUUUCACCUCCAGAACAGGUCCAAGCCUGUGUUCUUGAACGGCAACGCGAAAGAGAUCUUGUCGUCUGUGGAGCUGCACGAGCAGUUCUUGCAAGCGCAGUUGCAGGACGACGUGACGCAGGGCCUGAACUUUGAAAUGGACGGUGCUCUCAUGGCCAGCACGCUGGGCUCGGUCCUGAGCACGCCCUCUGCCAUAUCACUUGCCGACAGCGCUCCUGUGGUGUGCAGCUCCAAUGACAGCAGCGGUAGCGAGCAGUCCGGCCUGCCGCAGUUCCUCCUGGGAGAGCAGUCUGUGCCAUCUGCUGCGUGGCCGUCAACUUUCAUGCAGAUUCCUUCGUUGGUUGGGGAAGAAACAUCGAAGAGCUUCGGCUUCGGUGCGGUUUGCAAUGAUGAUCUUCUGCGUGAGGCCUGCGCUGCAGAUGGGAAGAACUAUCCACAGCUAGGCAACAUGCCCUCUGUACCACUGCAGCUACAUAAUGAUGUUGAGUUCAACACUGGAAAGAUGCUCUCUUUCGCUCCGGGUCCUGGGCAGCAAGUGAAUACAAACUUUGAGGAUCUGCAGAUCAGUCAAAAGGAAUUCAGCAGUCUGCAUCACCUGAACCUCUCCUCGCUGGUUUCUGGGCAGCUUUCAUCGUUUAAUGCUACAGGAGUAGCGCAUAAUCCUAAACAGUCCAAUGAAGUCAGCAGUGGAAAGAAUGGAUUGAAUGCGCCGCCGUUCAUGGCUCGAUCAGAAGUGCCGAAUGGCAGUGGGAUUGCUGCGAAUGGAGCUCCCAAGCCACGCGUCAGAGCUCGCCGAGGCCAGGCCACUGAUCCACACAGCAUUGCAGAGAGGCUCCGAAGGGAGAAGAUCUCUGACAGGAUGAAGAAUUUACAGGAGCUCGUCCCAAACUCCAACAGGACUGACAAGGCAUCCAUGCUCGACGAAAUCAUCGACUACGUCAAAUUUCUCCAGCUGCAAGUCAAGGUUCUUAGCAUGAGUAGGCUGGGCGCAACGGAAGCCGUCGUCCCGCUCUUGACAGAGUCUCAGACUGAGAGCUCCUCCGGUGGUCUCCUUCUGUCCCCGAGAUCAGGCAGGCAGCAGGCGGGCAGGAGCAGCCUGCUCGGGCAGUCCGAGCUCCGGGACGGUGCGUCUUUCGAGCAGGAGGUGAUGCAGCUGAUGGAGAACAACAUGACGACGGCGAUGCAGUACCUGCAGAGCAAGGGCCUGUGCCUCAUGCCGAUCGCGCUGGCGUCAGCGAUAUCUGACCAGAAGGGGACAUCCUCGGAGGCUGUCCGGCCGGUAAACAGUGGUGCCACGGACGAAGAAGAUGGCGCCGGCGGUGAGAAUCAUGAUGCGAAGGAGAUGCUGCGCGGGCUGAAUGCGUUUGGCAGUGCGAGGGAGAUGAAGUCCAGGGCCUAAGCGGCUAACAAUCAAGCCAUCCUAAGCUUAGAUGCCUGACAGUUCGUGCCGUGUUCUACUGGUUCUUUCUUGCGACUUGUAGCCUGGAGCCUGAACCAAGCUUACAUGUGCUAUAUCUUUCUUCUUCUUCUCAUCAUCACAAGAACGUAUGAUUAAUCCGUCCCUAAUUUGGAUUAUCUUGAUCGGUCGACGCAGCUCUGUUUCGACUGUGACUUGUUUCUGCGGUGCAUCACAAAAAGGCAACUUAACUUUGUUCAA
Molecule: messenger RNA, 2023 nt
Organism: Setaria italica (foxtail millet)
Lineage: Eukaryota; Viridiplantae; Streptophyta; Magnoliopsida; Poales; Poaceae
Exons: 9
Coding region: 221-1765 (514 amino acids)
Biological process (GO): regulation of transcription by RNA polymerase II
Cellular component (GO): nucleus
Molecular function (GO): protein dimerization activity; DNA-binding transcription factor activity, RNA polymerase II-specific; RNA polymerase II cis-regulatory region sequence-specific DNA binding
Source: RefSeq, a predicted model, not a curated record